Messenger RNA from Teleopsis dalmanni, 3604 nucleotides. Its product is annotated as FH1/FH2 domain-containing protein 3-like. Gene Ontology annotation, biological process: actin filament network formation; cortical actin cytoskeleton organization. The record is from RefSeq and is a predicted model, not a curated record. Gene Ontology annotation, molecular function: actin filament binding. Lineage: Eukaryota; Metazoa; Arthropoda; Insecta; Diptera; Diopsidae. Gene Ontology annotation, cellular component: cytoplasm; cytoskeleton.
AUUUGAAGAUGGUGAAUCCGAUGGCAUACGUUUGCCUGAUAAUUCUGUACGCAAAACUCAAAGAUAUCGUCAGGGCACCGAUACUGCGGAGAGGCGGAAGUCAAGACGACAUAGCACAGGUGCAAAUCCAGCUGUGAUACAAUCACCAAAGAAAAUGAAUACGCAUGGCGUUCUGGAUGAAGAUAGUUCUGGUUCAACAAAUUCGACUGAAGUGAGCAAUGGUUUAGUUUUGGAUAGGAAAAGUUUGGAUAGUGCUGGUGUUACACCUGGUUUACGUCGCAGACGUGAACGCGCUGAAAGGCAUAAAAGUUUCCUUAGAGAGCAACAGGAAGCCGCUGCAAACGGUAUAUUGGCAGCACUAGAAAAACGUGAACUUGGACAAAUCGUUACUGCCAUACCAGCAACCAUUAAUAAUAGCGACAGUCCACCUGAAUCAUUAAAUGUAACCACCUCAACCUCAAAUUACCCCAGUGUCACAGCAAUUGCUACUACUAACAAUAUGAGCAGUUCCAACAAAAAUACGUGCAACAUCUCCAACAAUCACAUUAACAACAUAAAUAAUAACAUUUCCAACAAUAACAACAACCUAAUGAGUCCUACGAAACAACUACAAGGCAGCAACUCGAUUUCCAUUAUCAACAACAGCUUCGAUAAGGCCAACAAUAAAUUGCAAGCAACGCCCGAGUUCUUGACCAAGAAGAAUCUGCUUAUCGAACGCAACGCAACUGUGAUCAAUGGUAUUAUGAAGAAUAUACAUCGCGGACACGAACCGGAACCCAAUAACAAUACAUCAUAUAAGAAGUUUGAAAGUGAAGCUAAUCGUCUAAACAACUAUUAUAAUCAGUUGAGCACACCAAAGAAUCUACAUAUACAGAAUCAAAGCCCUACGCUACAAAGCGCACAGAGUGCUUUGGCAGCUGUGCUAAGUCCAAAGAAGGCUUUGAACGGUUUCGAUUUUACGCAAAUCUCAACACCAAAUAACAAUAAUAAGACUAACAGUAAUGUGAUAAAUAAUAUUGAUAAUGUGGACGAUAAAUACGAUUUAUCGUUAAGUCCAACAAGUCCACUUACACCCACUGGUUCAAAUGAUUCUGUAUUCGCAGAAUCACCUACUGCUGAAGUACCUCCACAACCUAUAGCAGAAAUAGAGGUAGUUCCGGUCGUUCCAGUUGUUCCAGAAGAUUUGCAAUGUUUAAAUAUUGUUCCAGCGAGUGUGGUACCACCACCCCCUCCUCCACCGCCACCGCCGCCACCACCAUCGAUGGAAAUGUUUGGUUUCACUUUACCACGUAAGCAAAUACUUGAAUCUACUAAGUCAAUUGAUAGUCAGGCUGUAUUGGAACAAGAAAAUUUGUUGCCACCAUCAGAAUCUGAUGACGAACAAAAAGUGUUGAAUCAAUUAAAACGGGAUCACACCGUGAAAGACUUAACACAGAAACUCAGCAAUAUGCCCACAAGUCCUACACAAGAGAAAAAUCGUAUUGUUGGAGAUAUGUCAGGACUUAUAAACAAAGCCAAAGAGGGUUUAGCUAAAACUAAAAGCAAAGGUGAAAUGUCACGUUCUUCCAGCGUGGAUCAUGAUAUCAAGAAAACUGAAAAUAAAAAGUCAGAAAAUGAACUUCAUUGGGAGGAGCUUGUAAGGAAUAGAACGCGUCCGCUUAAUCUCUGUGAUCUCGACUUUACCGAUCUAAAUUCAGAUGAUGAAAAAGAUUUAUUAGCUCCACGCGGUUUAGGUGGUGGCAUACCACCGCCUCCACCACCAAUAAGUGGUGUACCACCACCAAUGUUGCCUGCAAAUAUGUUACAUCCACCACCUAGUCUAACAAAUAGUGUCAACAGUUCUCUUAAUGGUUCCGUCAAUGGAGAUAUUGGUGCUACAAUAAAGAAAAACAAAAAGACAGUCAAAUUAUUUUGGAAAGAAGUGCGAGAGGAUAUGGUAUCAAAUCUUAUUGGAAAAACUAUUUGGGAUGAGUUGCCGGCUGCACAAGUUGAUACACAAAAACUAGAACAUCUAUUCGAAUCCAGAGCAAAGGAUCUUAUGUCUAAGGAGAAACAACAUGAAAUAAAUAAGAGCAAGGAGAUUAUUGUGUUGGACCAUAAGCGUUCAAAUGCGAUAAACAUUGCAAUUACAAAAUUGCCACCACCACGUGCUAUCAAAGCAGCGAUCCUGAAAAUGGAUGUUACGGUAGUAACCAGAGAAGGUAUCGAUAAGUUAUUAAAUAUGCUACCUACCGAUGAGGAACGGUGCAAAAUACAAGAAGCGCAAUUAGCCAAUCCAGAGCUACCAUUGGGCAGUGCUGAGCAGUUUUUGUUAACUUUAGCUACAAUAUCUGAAUUGGGAGCACGCCUUAAAUUAUGGGCUUUCCGCUUGGAUUUUGAUAAUAGUGAGAAAGAAAUUGCUGAACCUCUUAUGGAUCUAAAACAAGGCAUAGAAAUUUUACGCAGUAAUCGCACCUUCAAAUGUAUUCUAUCCACUUUACUAUCGGUGGGAAUAUUUUUGAAUGGUACACCAGUUAAAGGUUUCCAAAUUGAAUAUUUAUUAAAAGUACCUGAAGUUAAAGAUACAGUGCAAAAGCAUUCAUUGCUUCAUCAUUUGUGUCACAUGGUCAUGGAAUCAGGCAAUGAAACUACAGACCUUUACUCUGAAAUUGGACCGAUUACACGUGCCUCGAAAGCAGAUUUUACAGAAUUAGCAUAUAAUCUAAAUCAAUUAGAAAUGGAAUGUAAAGCUUCUUGGGACAGAUUGAAACUUAUCUCAAAACACGACUGUCCACCGCAAUUGCAACAAAAGUUAGUUGACUUUUUAGCUGAUUGUGCAGAGCGUAUUAUAAUCCUGCAAAUUGUGCAUCGCCGAAUUAUCAAUAGAUAUCGCAAGUUCCUAUUGUGGCUUGGUGUGCCACAACAUAGUGUAUCAGAAUCGAAACCAAAUGAAUUUUGUCGUAUUGUAUCUGAAUUCGCGUUGGAAUAUCGCACCACAAGGGAACGAGUACAGCAACAAAUCGAAAAGAAAGCCAAUCAUCGAGAGAGAAAUAAAACGCGUGGCAAGAUGAUAAUCGAUAUAGCCAAGUUUAAAACCAAAGAAGAUCGUGCUGAUGCAGAACUUAAAACUUUAUUGGGUACACCAAGUGCAGAUACCGCAGAUGGUACAUUAACGUGGCGUCGUAAACGUGCUGACAAUUUACGUUCUUGCAUGUCACAAUUUACAGAUGAGAAUUACACAGACGGCGAUGAUGAAAUACUAGAAUCUUUAGUUAAGACUGCAACCAAAGCACCUGGCACACGAACAACACCGCGUGAACGUAAACGUACACGUCAUGCAGAUCGCAAAUCACCAUAUAACCACUUAUGAACUAUACAAACGUACAUAUGUGCUAUAUGGCAACUUUAAAGUACAAGAAGGGUUAAACCACAUAAAGUCAUAAAACACACACCCACACACCCACACACACACACAUACAUACAUGCUUUUCUAUAUAGUCUUCCAAAAUUUAAUAUAUUUUUUCAAAUUUAUGUAUAUUUUUUUUUUGUUAAAUUCGCUAAUAUUCCAAAUACUCUUGUAUAUCUUAUUAACACUAUAAUAUUGUGGAUAAAUUAAUUGGUGGUU